Molecule: messenger RNA, 2074 nt
Organism: Menidia menidia (Atlantic silverside)
Lineage: Eukaryota; Metazoa; Chordata; Actinopteri; Atheriniformes; Atherinopsidae
Source: the annotation of a GenBank genome assembly
GAACUUUAACAAACAUCUGGACGACACAGAACAGGAUUCAGAAACACUUUUCACCAACCGAAACUCCUCUUGAUCUGGUCUGAGGUUCUCACACAGGCGAACCGAGCGCCCAUCCGUAUGCUAUGUGAGAUGACACCCCGACAGCCCCCUCCUCUGUGGCACAGCCAAAAUAACAAAAUGCUGACUUCUCAGGGUGCUGUUAGUGUGCCCGGCUGUGCUCGACAGCCGUGAAGUUUGACACACAACAGAGGGGAGGGGGAGCAGGGAGGGGGGGGGAGUAAAAAAAAAAAAAGAAAAAGGAGAGAAACUUCUUGGUUUGGCUGGGGCUCCUGUCCUGUGGAAGGGCUUCAGCACUGCGCUCCUGUGAAGAGGUGUGCAGCAGUGUGGAUGAGUGAGUGUGUGUGUAUGUGAGUCAAAGCCAUGUCGGACCCCCGGGACAUCGACGAAGAUGCCAUCCUCAAGGGCCUCAGCGCCGAGGAGCUGGACCAGCUGGAGUAUGAGCUGCAGGAGAUGGACCCCGAGAAUGCCAUGCUGCCAGCUGGCUUUCGGCAGCGAGACCAGACGAAGAAGACCCCGACGGGGCCGUACGACCGCGAUGCCCUGAUGCAGCACCUGGAGAAGACGGCCCUGGAGCAGGAGGACAAGGACGACCUGGUGCCCUUCACCGGCCAGAAGAAAGGGAAGGCAUUUGUGGCUAAAAAAGCAUCAGACAUCCCCGAGCAUGAGCAGGUGAUGCUGGAGCCGGAGCUGGAGGAGGCCCUGAAGAACGCCACCGAUGCAGAAAUGUGCGACAUUGCAGCUAUCCUCGGGAUGUACACGCUGAUGAGCAACAAACAGUACUACGAUGCUUUGGGCACCACCGGCACCAUCGCCAACACAGAGGGCAUCAACAGUGUUGUGAAACCCGAUCCUUUCAAGGUCUUCCCUGAGGAACCCCCCAAUCCCACCAAUGUGGAGGAAACCCUGGAGAGGAUCCACAACAACGACAGCGGCCUGACUGAGGUCAAUCUCAACAACAUCAAGGACAUUCCCAUCCCAACUCUAAAGGAGAUCUUCGAGGGGAUGAAGGGAAACUCUCAUGUGGAGUUCCUCAGCAUCGCCGCGACCCGUAGCAACGACCCUGUGGCCUACGCAUGCGCCGAGAUGCUGCAGGAGAACACCAGCUUGCAGAGUCUUAACAUCGAGUCCAACUUCAUCACCUCGGACGGCAUGAUGGCCAUCAUCAAGGCCAUGGCCAACAACGCCACGCUGGUGGAGCUGAAAAUCGACAACCAGCGGCAGAAGCUGGGAGACUCGGUGGAGAUGGAGAUUGCCUCCAUGCUGGAGAACAACUCCAGCAUCCUCAAGUUCGGCUACCACUUCACCCAGCAGGGUCCCCGCGCCAGAGCCGCCAUGGCCAUCACGCGAAACAACGACAUGAUUCGCCAGCAGAGAUUGAGAUGAAAAUGAUGACAAGCGAGAAAAAGAACGGCCAUUUCAGCCAAACCCGAUGCCUGCAAAGACUGCCUGUGACGGCUUCCUCUCGUCAAUGGAUGCACCGGAGCUGAACAGAUCCCCCCAAAUGAAUCGGGGGUCAUUUCGCCGGGUGUAAACCACGUCUAACAUCCAUGUUCAUCCAUUUUAUCUAAUUCAUUGCUGACGCGCUUCGUGUAGUCUGCUGAACCCAUCAUAAAGUCAUGUAUAGGAAACAAGAAAAAUGUGAAGUGUCAUUUUUUUGUGAUUUUUUUUUUUUUUUUUUUAGUUUGCUCAUCACCUACAUCAAAAAAUAUUCUUCAUGAAACCUUUUUCAAUGUGGUGCUAAAUUAUAUGUGGGAAGGGGAUAAAAAAAUACAUCUGUAAAUACUUUCAAUAAACUUAUACAUUCAAAUAUUCUUUCUAAAUGUUUGGAAAGCUCAGUUUUAUUGCUUUUACACCCUGACGCACAUUAAAAUAAUGUUCUGACAAAACACUGUACUCAGCUGAAUAAUACGGGUUCAACCAGCAUCACACGGCGUGCUAAUUUGUGUCAUAACCACCAAUUUUGUCCAUGAAGGACCUGUUUUACUCAUAUCUUCUUCAUAUUUCAUGGAAAACA